CCUCAAAGGAGGAUGGCAGUAAUUGCCAGCCUUGGGGGGUACCAGGUGCAUUAUUUCAUUUUUGAAGAUAGUUUAAUCUCAAAGGUAUUUAGUCUCACAGUCUUCUCCUGCAGUGGAUCCAGCGAGACUGCUAGAGUUAACGUGGACAUUUAAUUCAUACCAUAAAUGAAGAGAUUUGCUAUGUGACUCAGGAAUGAAAAGGGAAAACCAAAAGCCCUGCAACAUCUAGCAGCCAGGAACUUCUGGGGCCAAGGAAAUAGGAGAGCUAAGUGAGGACCACAACCCUGCGUUGAAGUUCAGGAGAACUAGCGGCUGCAGUGUCUCGUAGCAGUCUGGAUGGCCCCCUCCUUCAGGCCAAUGUCCACACCCACGGUGCCUGGCCGUUCAGUCCCUGGCACCCAAUGGACAUUUAAUACCUGCUUCGGGAGGAAGGAAGCAAGAGGCAGGAACCACCAGUAAGCUCGGCAGGAAGGUUCCAUCCUCGGAGGAAGUUGGGCCUCCUUACAGUCUUGAGCUCUGCACCUGCCUCAGGCGCUGACAGAUAAGCUUCUGGUGGGACAGAGUAGGGAAGCCUUUGAAACCUAAGAGAGGUCUCUGGAUCAGCCCGCCUGGCCUCCAUGGCCUUGGACUUGUGGGAUUGUGAUUAGCCUGGGAGAGGAUGCCCCGACUGAAGUAGGGCUUCUAGGAAGCAUGGCCCAAAGUAACUCAAGUCUCCUCAAAACCAAAAGCAAUAGCCUCAAGCUGUCGGCUUCCAUUUCCAAUGUUCCCUUCUUCCGCCUUCACCCUUUAAAGGUUACAAAAUAAAACAGCACCCCCCAAACCAAAAUAAGUAGCCAGAUAGUUUUGUAGCAAUAGUGGGCUAUGUUUCUUUCAUUGAAUAAAAAAAAAAAGAAAAGAAAAGAAAAGAAAAGAAAGCCUCCCUUGGCCUUGAUACAUUUCCUCAGGGCCUAGUUCAGCAGCAUCUCAUGAUGAUGGCCAGUUCUGCAACACCUCUGGUGCAAAAGCCACUUCAAAAAUGAAAAGCCACUGUUUUUACAACGUGAAUCAUGAUACUGAUAUUUUGAAACUUCACUGUUUUCGGAAUAGCUAAACAAACUGAUACAUACACUCCAAAUUAGUAGUAUUCAAUGAUGCCUUACUGCGUGCUCAAGUCACGAAUGAACAGUAGAAACCUUGAAUCUCAAGUAUGAAAUGAAAAGAACCUGAUUUUCAGGGAUUUGGCUUUUGUUUGCGGGUCUGAAAACGUCGUUAUUAGGCUUCUGGCCUCUGGUUCUUUGUGAGACCAUGUUGCCGUGAUGAUAACACAUCUGCAGUAGUUGGUAUAGCACCACCUAACUGGAACCCUGAGAUAUGAAUAGCAUCAGAAAAGGAUUCUUUGGGAAACUAGUUUGAUGAAGGUCCCUUUCUGCAGGACUUCUCAGAGCAUUUAAUAUGUCACUGUGUUCGUCCAGCCUCCACAGGGAGAUAGUGUCCAGAGUCUCAAGUCAUUCGCCCGCAGAGCAACUGGCAGGAGGAGUCUGGCAGGAAACCAUCAAGCUGGAGGCCGAAGCCACACACUGCAGUCUGUCCUCCAGAGCUGGAGGAGCCCAGGGACAUUUUAGAGAGCCAACAGAUUGGAGCCACAGGAACACACCAGAAGAUGUUUCUCCCUGCCGUGGGAGGGGUUGGAUGACGUAACUGGCUCUCCAGGACGCCCCACAUAGCUGUGGCUUCAGGAAGGCCUCUUAAACCCAGGCUCAUUUCAGAGCUACUUCUGGAAGCUCCUUGAGAACUAUGAUGUGACAGGUCCUAUCAGAAAGGAUAUUCGGAAACAAGAUCUGCCAAGAAAGUGGCCCUUUUUUCCCUUUUGCAAAGUAGACCUUCUUCCAUUCCAAGAUGCCAGCCAAGACCCCGAUUUACCUGAAAGCUGCCAAUAACAAGAAAGGAAAGAAAUUUAAACUGAGGGACAUCCUGUCCCCCGAUAUGAUCAGCCCUCCCCUGGGAGACUUCCGCCACACCAUUCACAUCGGCAAAGAGGGCCAGCAUGACGUCUUUGGAGAUAUUUCUUUCCUCCAAGGGAACUACGAGCUUUUGCCUGGAAACCAGGAGAAGGCCCGCCUGGGCCAGCUGCCCGGCCACGGCGAGUUCUUCCGGGCCAACAGCACGUCCGACUCCAUGUUCACGGAAACGCCCUCCCCUGUGCUCAAAAACGCCAUCUCCCUGCCGACCAUCGGAGGCUCCCAAGCGCUCAUGCUGCCCUUACUGUCACCAGUGACGUUUAGUUCCAAGCAGGAGUCCUUCGGGCCGGCCAAGCUGCCCCGGCUUAGCUGUGAGCCCGUCGUGGAGGAGAAGGCCCCGGAGAAGAGCAAUCUGUUGGAGAACGGGACAGGCCACCAGGGAGACGUGUCGUGGGGCUCCAGCGGGUCCGCGUCGCAGUCCAGCCAGGGCAGGGACAGCCACUCCUCCAGCCUCUCUGAACAGUACCCCGACUGGCCAGCGGAGGACAUGUAUGACCAGCCUGCCCCAUGCCAGCUCGUCAAGGAAAAGACUAAAUCAGAGGAGUCCCUCUCUGAUCUCACGGGGUCCCUCCUCUCCCUGCAGCUCGAUCUGGGGCCCUCGUUUUUGGAUGAGGUGCUGAACGUCAUGGAUAAAAAUAAGUAACAGACACCGCCAGCUCUGGUCCUCGGGGGGGAAAACGGUAUCAAAAACGAAAAACUAACCCAAACCACAGUCGAAGAGGAGAGCGUCACUGGCUGUUUGCCAUUGUGUGAUAGGUUUUCUAAAAUAAUGUUCCUACAAAGUAUUUUUUGCACCUGUUACGCCCUGUUUGCAAAAACAAAACAAAACAAAAAACUGUCCUGGCAAAACGGAAGUGAGUCAGUCAGGACCCAUUUUUUUCCGGUGGGUAUUGCUGAUGUUCAGCUCACGUUUUCUGCUUCCAGACACGUAAGAAAUCUGGCUUGGCCAGGAUUGGCACUAGUUACGAAGGGCUGCACAAGUCACGUUAAAGAACUUUACAGUACUCUGGCAUUUCCUAGGCAAGAAGAACUCAAAGUUUAUUUAACACCUAAGCCUUUUUUCCUAGACUCUUUUCUAUAUUAUAUCAUUUGGGCUCGCCAUAGUAAAUUCUUCAGUGUUUUCACAUCUGAACAACUUUUUGGGUUUGGGGGAUUUUCUUGUAGCUCUUAUAUAUCCCUAUAUAUUCUAUCUAUAUCGCGAAAUUUUGACUGUCCGCUACAUGUUGGUAAGACACAAGCAAAGUAUUACUGUAACUAAGUUAUUUUUAAAGUUAAAAUAUAUUUUUAUGUGCCUUUGGCUUUUUAUUGCAGAGUCUACAUUUUAUAGAUAUUACAUCAAAUGUUGUCAUUUGACGCAUUUCCAUUUGGGGUUCCAUUGUAAGCUGCGUCUGUAUAUGUUUGGAAAAGUGUAUUCAUAUUUAGCUUUAUUUCUUUUUCUUCAUCUGUUAAUCAUACUUUUCACAGCAACCAACAAUGGAUUGUAAAGUAUAAAGGUACAAGUUACUCAAGAUGCUUCUGCAGAGACUGUGGGCUACACCAUAUAAUGUUAUUUGGAAAUCUAGGUAUUUUAGUACAGUACAUACUUGCAUUACAUAGGUACUUCAUGCAACACAAUAAAGAGUAAAUGUUAAAAUGAA
This is a messenger RNA of Suricata suricatta (meerkat), 3634 nucleotides long. RefSeq names its product CDC42 effector protein 3 (gene CDC42EP3). Lineage: Eukaryota; Metazoa; Chordata; Mammalia; Carnivora; Herpestidae. The transcript is spliced from 2 exons. The record is from RefSeq and is a predicted model, not a curated record. The coding region runs from base 1876 to 2640 and encodes 254 amino acids.